CUCUGGUUUCGCUUUGUAUUUAUACCUUUCCGGUAGAACCACAUGUUUAGUAUUUAGGCGUAGACCACAGGGAAUAGUGUUAUAAAGCUAGAACAUUGCCAGUUCGGAACCAUGGAUGCCAAAUCAGCAAAGUCCAUUUUCGACUUCACCGCCACGGACAUCAACGGUAAUGACGUUGACCUGAGCAAGUACAAGGGAACCGUGUGCAUCGUUACUAAUUUUUCCAUCAAGGACUCCGCGUGUGAGAAAGUUUUCUCGAUGCUGAGCUCGCUUUACAGCAAGUUUCAAAACAGCACCAGAAAAGAUUUGAACAUUCUUCUAUUUCCGUGCUCACAGUUCGGUUCCAAGGAAUCGACGAACGAUAUUCUCGACUAUUUCGAGCACAAAUACGACCGCCCGGUUGGAGAUGUAUUUGCUGAGAUUGAUGUCAAUGGUUCGAAGAGCGUUGAGUUGUACAAAUUUAUGAAGAUGAAAAAACCGGGAAAUUGUGGAGGAUUCAUCAAUGGAAACUUUACGAUGUUCCUGACUGAUAGGAAUGGUGUUCCUGUGGAACGCUUUGCAUCGAAUGUACAUCCAUAUUUAUUAGAGGAGCUGAUUGAACAACAUUCUGGGUAGUUUUGUUUGAUUUAUCAUUGAAAGUUCUCAGAGAAUGAAGAUAAAAGUUUGCGAGAUUGAGCGUGUCUUGUGUAGAUAGAAGCAACAAUAGUAAAUGUUCUUUGAUAAGAAUUUAGCCAGCAUAAAACUACAUUUACUGCAAAGCUUUUAACUGUACAUUUUAAAAUUGUCUCAUUAAGUUUAUUACCUGUCGGUUAGAUUAAGUCAAUGGAGCUUUUCAUUGGUCAAAACCACAUGAUUGUUAUUAAGUUUUACAAAGUGAAAUAUGUGACAAAGACACACUAAAACAGAUUCUAGAUAAUAAAAACCGUUGUAAUGACUA
This is a messenger RNA of Aedes aegypti (yellow fever mosquito), 937 nucleotides long. RefSeq names its product glutathione peroxidase. Gene Ontology annotation, biological process: response to oxidative stress. The coding region runs from base 112 to 615 and encodes 167 amino acids. The record is from RefSeq and is a predicted model, not a curated record. Lineage: Eukaryota; Metazoa; Arthropoda; Insecta; Diptera; Culicidae. The transcript has 4 exons. Gene Ontology annotation, molecular function: glutathione peroxidase activity.